AUGGCUCGGGACCGGGACAGAGAAGAGGAGCGCGACCGGGCCUCGAGCCCUAGCAAGCGACGGCGCUUGAACUUUGCUCCCAACCCGCUGCGCAACGACGACCGCUUCGGCCCUCUCCCGUCCCGCGGCGGCGCUGCGUCGCGACCGCACCACAGCCACGGCCGCGACCGCGAUCAGCCCUACCGGAACCCAGACGUCGUGCCGCCCGAGGCCGGCCUGCCCGACGAGGAGAAUGCCGCCCUCGACCGCGACUGGUACACGGGCGACGAGUUCGGCCACACCUUUGGCGACGACUCGCACAACCCCUUCGGCUCCUUUGACGCCUCGUGGGCCGAGAAGGAGGAGCGCGAGAAGCAGCUGAUCGAGAGGAAGGCCGGGCGCGUCGACCGCAUGAGCGCGCGCGCCAUGCAGAAGCAGCGCGACGUCGACGCCUGGGAGACGAACCGCAUGCUGACCUCGGGCGUCGCCCAGCGCCGCGACAUGGGCGACGACUUUGCCGACGACGACGAGGGCACCCGCGUCCACCUGCUCGUGCACGAGCUGCGCCCGCCCUUCCUCGACGGCAAGACCGUCUUCACCAAGCAGCUCGAGCCCGUGCCCGCCGUGCGCGACUACCAGAGCGACAUGGCCGUCUUCAGCCGCAAGGGCAGCAAGGUCGUCAAGGAGCGGCGGCAGCAGCGGGAGCGCCAGAAGCAGGCGCAGGAGGCCGUCAACAUGGCCGGCACCGCGCUCGGCAACCUGAUGGGCAUCAAGGACGACGAGGUCGACAGCGCGCUCGGCCCGGACGAGAAGGACGGCGCGGACAAGGUCGGGGAGAAGUCGAACAAGUUCAGCGAGCACCUGAAGAAGAACGAGGGGGCCAGCAACUUCAGCCAGAGCAAGUCAUUACGAGAGCAGCGCGAGUUUCUGCCUGCAUUCGCGGUCCGGGAGGAUUUGAUGCGGGUGAUACGCGACAACCAGGUCAUCAUCGUGGUCGGAGAGACUGGGUCCGGCAAGACGACGCAGCUUACGCAGUUCCUGUACGAGGACGGUUACGGCGAGCUAGGCAUGAUCGGGUGCACCCAGCCCAGGAGAGUGGCUGCCAUGAGUGUUGCAAAGCGUGUGAGCGAGGAGAUGGAGGUCAAGCUCGGCAGCACCGUCGGCUAUGCGAUUCGGUUCGAGGACUGCACCAGCAAGGAGACGCUCAUCAAGUACAUGACCGAUGGUGUGCUGUUGCGAGAGUCCCUCAACGAGCCCGACCUCGACCGAUACUCUUGCGUCAUCAUGGACGAGGCCCACGAGAGAGCUCUAAAUACCGACGUGCUGAUGGGCUUGUUCAAGAAGAUCCUGCAGCGGCGGCGGGACCUGAAGCUGAUCGUGACCUCAGCCACCAUGAACUCGAAGCGCUUCUCCGACUUCUUUGGCGGUGCGCCUGAAUUCAUCAUUCCGGGCCGGACGUUCCCCGUCGACGUCAUGUUCCACCGAUCGCCCGUCGAGGACUACGUGGAUCAGGCUGUUCACCAGACCCUCUCCAUCCACGUCUCGAUGGGCCAGGGAGAUAUCCUCGUCUUCAUGACCGGUCAGGAGGAUAUCGAGGCGACUUGUGAGCUCCUGAGGGAGAGAUUAGACGCACUGAACAACCCGCCCAAGCUCAGCAUCCUACCGAUCUACAGUCAAAUGCCUGCGGAUCUCCAGGCCAAGAUUUUCGACAGAGCGGCACCCGGCGUGCGCAAGUGCAUCGUCGCGACCAACAUUGCCGAGACCAGUCUGACGGUCGACGGUAUCAUGUACGUCGUCGACGCGGGCUACUCAAAACUCAAGGUGUACAACCCAAAGAUGGGAAUGGACACGCUGCAGAUCACACCAAUCUCGCAGGCCAACGCCUCGCAACGGUCUGGUCGUGCUGGCCGGACAGGACCCGGCAAGGCUUUCCGUCUCUACACCGAGAAGGCCUUCAAGGACGAGCUCUACAUCCAGACCAUCCCCGAGAUCCAGAGGACCAACCUGAGCAACACGAUCCUGCUCAUCAAGUCCCUCGGCGUCAAGGACCUGCUCGACUUUGACUUUAUGGACCCGCCGCCCCAAGAGACCAUCACGACGUCCCUCUUCGACCUGUGGGCCCUCGGCGCCCUCGACAACAUGGGCGAGCUGACCGACCUGGGCCGCAGCAUGAACUUCUUCCCCAUGGACCCGUCGCUGGCCAAGCUGCUCAUCACGGCCGUCGAGUACGGCUGCAGCGAGGAGAUGAUCACCAUCGUCUCGAUGCUCUCGGUGCCCAACGUCUUCUACCGGCCCAAGGAGCGCCAGGACGAGUCGGACGCGGCGCGCGAGAAGUUCUUCGUGCCCGAAUCCGACCACCUGACCUACCUGCACGUCUACACGCAGUGGAAGGCCAACGGCUACUCGGACGGCUGGUGCGUGCGCCACUUCCUGCACUCCAAGUCGCUCCGCCGCGCCAAGGAGGUGCGCGAGCAGCUCGUCGACAUCAUGAAGGCGCAGAAGAUGGACAUGGUCAGCUGCGGCACCGACUGGGACGUCGUGCGCAAGUGCAUCUGCUCCGGGUACUACCACCAGGCCGCCAAGGUCAAGGGCAUCGGCGAGUACAUCAACCUGCGCACGAGCGUGACGGUGCAGCUGCACCCGACGUCGGCGCUGUACGGCCUCGGCUUCCUGCCGGACUACGUCGUCUACCACGAGCUGAUCCUGACGUCCAAGUCGUACAUGUCGACGGUGACGUCGGUGGACCCGCACUGGCUGGCGGACCUCGGCGGCGUCUUCUUCUCCGUGAAGGAGAAGGGCUACUCGGCGCGCGACCGGCGCGUCGUCGAGACCGAGUUCAACCGCAAGAUGGAGAUCGAGGCGCAGAUGGCCGAGGACAAGCGGCGGCACGACGAGAAGGUGCGGGCCGCCGAGGGCGAGGGGCCGACGGCCAAGAAGCACGACGCCGGGGUCAAGAAGGUCGUCACGCAGGGGUCCGUAAGGAGGCCAGUGGUCAAGAAGCGCGGGAGGGGGUUCUGA
Thyridium curvatum is the source of this 2997-nucleotide messenger RNA. RefSeq lists its product as uncharacterized. The transcript has a single exon. Lineage: Eukaryota; Fungi; Ascomycota; Sordariomycetes; Thyridiales; Thyridiaceae. The record is from RefSeq and is a predicted model, not a curated record. Gene Ontology annotation, biological process: mRNA splicing, via spliceosome. Gene Ontology annotation, cellular component: spliceosomal complex; intracellular anatomical structure. The coding region runs from base 1 to 2997 and encodes 998 amino acids. Gene Ontology annotation, molecular function: RNA binding; ATP binding.